CGUCAGCUCCCAGUGAAGGAGGGCAGCUCCAGGCAAACCCCACCUCCCCUUCCCCACCCACCCACCCCACCCCCCCUCCUCAACCCCAGUGCCUGCAGCAAAGGACAGAGGGGUCUCUGUAACCGAGAGAGAGAGAGAGAUUGUGAGAGAGGUGGAGAGAUUGUGUGUGUGUGAGAGAGAGAGAGAUCGAGAGAACGAGAGAGAGAGAGGGAGUGGAACAGAGAUAGGGAGAGAUUGAGACAGAGUGAGCGUGUGGAAUAGAUAAAAGGGAGAGAUUGAUUGUGUGAGGGAGGAAGGCAGAUUGAGAGAGUGGAAAGGCGAGAGAGAGAGAGAGAGUGGAAGAGAUAAAAUAGGGAGUCAGAUUGAGAGAGAGAGAGUGUGAGAAAAAGAGAGAGAGAGACGGAGUGUGUGAGAGAAAGAGAGACAGCCAUUUGGUAGACGGCAUCUUCUAGAAACGGCAGCCUUCCUGCCUCUGUCCCCCCCACCGUCCCCCCUGCCCUUUAUCCAGGGCAGCCCCAGAAGAUCCUGACCACACCACUGCCUUUGGUCUGCCCUCCAAUCUCCCGGUGCCAUUGUCCGUGUCCGUCUCAUCAUUGAAGAGGAGAAUGCCUAAAGGGGAUACCCCGGUGAACAGCACAAUGAGUAUUGCACAGGCCCGGAAACUGGUGGAGCAGCUGAAAAUCGAAGCCAGCAUGUACAGGAUCAAGGUUUCGAAAACAGCAGCUGACCUGAUGGCGUACUGUGAUGCCCACUCCUGUGAGGACCCUCUGAUCACCCCCGUGCCAACCUCCGAGAACCCCUUUCGAGAGAAGAAAUUCUUCUGCGCCCUCCUCUGAGGGGGGGGGAGC
This is a messenger RNA of Hemiscyllium ocellatum (epaulette shark), 848 nucleotides long. It is a transcript of the gene gng3, whose product is annotated as guanine nucleotide binding protein (G protein), gamma 3. Gene Ontology annotation, cellular component: heterotrimeric G-protein complex. The record is from RefSeq and is a predicted model, not a curated record. The coding region runs from base 606 to 836 and encodes 76 amino acids. The transcript has 3 exons. Gene Ontology annotation, biological process: G protein-coupled receptor signaling pathway. Gene Ontology annotation, molecular function: G-protein beta-subunit binding. Lineage: Eukaryota; Metazoa; Chordata; Chondrichthyes; Orectolobiformes; Hemiscylliidae.